AUGUCCGCCGCCCAGCAGCGCCACGGAAAGAAGAACAUUCUUGCCGAGCACGAUGACGAUGUGGUCAUUGUCUCGGCUCUGCGAACGCCCAUCACCAAGGCCAAGAAGGGCGGUCUCUCACAGUGUGCUCCCGAGGAGAUGCUCGGCUGGACGCUCAAGGGUGUCCUUGCUGAGUCCAAGAUCGACCCCAAGUUGAUUGAGGAUGUCGCCGUCGGAACUGUCCUCGCUCCCGGUGGUGGUUCCACUCAGGCACGUAUGGGCUCGCUUUGGGCCGGCAUUCCUAACACUGCCGGUUGCAACAGUUUGAACCGUCAGUGCUCGUCUGGUCUUGCAGCCGUCAACCAGAUUGCCAACCAGAUCGCCCUAGGCCAGAUCGAUAUCGGCAUUGGCUCUGGUGUCGAGUCGAUGACGCUCAACUACGGCGCUGGUGUCAUGCCCUCCAAGAUGUCGGACGCCGUCAUGGAGAACGAGGAAGCCGCCGACUGCUUGAUGCCCAUGGGUAUCACUUCGGAGAAUGUCGCCAAGAAGUACAACAUUGACCGAACCAAGCAAGACACUUUCGCUGCCGAGUCCUUCGCUCGCGCCGCAGCUGCGCAAAAGGCCGGCAAAUUCAAGAGCGAAAUUGUCACAGUCAAGUACACGGACGACGAUGGCAACGAGCGAACCGUCGAUGCUGACGAUGGCAUCCGCGAGGGUGUCACUGUUGAGUCGCUCGCCAAGCUUAAGCCCGCCUUCGCCAAGGACGGCUUCACCCACGCUGGUAACGCUUCGCAAGUCAGUGACGGAGCUGCCUCGGUCUUGCUCGCUCGUCGCAGCGCCGCCAAGAAGCACGGUCUGCCCAUCCUCGGCAAGUUCGUCACCUGUGCCGUUGUCGGUGUUCCCCCCAACAUUAUGGGCGUUGGUCCCGCGUACGCCAUCCCUCGCCUCUUUGAGCUGACAGGUCUCACCAAAGAUGACAUUGACAUCUAUGAGAUCAACGAGGCAUUUGCCUCGCAGGCGCUCUUUUCGAUUGAGCACAUUGGAAUCGACAAGAAGAAGGUCAACCCUGUCGGAGGUGCUAUCGCUAUGGGCCACCCUCUCGGUGCCACCGGUGCGCGACAAAUUGCCACCGGUCUUGCCGAGGCCAAGCGCCAGGGAGGCAAGAAGCUCAUUGUCACCUCUAUGUGCGUCGGUACCGGUAUGGGUUGUGCCGCUCUCAUCGUGUCGGCUUGA
Mycosarcoma maydis (corn smut) is the source of this 1212-nucleotide messenger RNA. Its product is annotated as putative acetyl-CoA C-acyltransferase. Gene Ontology annotation, molecular function: acetyl-CoA C-acyltransferase activity. Gene Ontology annotation, biological process: fatty acid beta-oxidation; phenylacetate catabolic process. Gene Ontology annotation, cellular component: peroxisome. The coding region runs from base 1 to 1212 and encodes 403 amino acids. The record is from RefSeq and is a predicted model, not a curated record. The transcript is spliced from 2 exons. Lineage: Eukaryota; Fungi; Basidiomycota; Ustilaginomycetes; Ustilaginales.